This is a messenger RNA of Thermothelomyces thermophilus ATCC 42464, 4380 nucleotides long. RefSeq lists its product as uncharacterized. Gene Ontology annotation, molecular function: chromatin binding. Bases 1 to 4380 code for a protein of 1459 amino acids. The record is from RefSeq and is a predicted model, not a curated record. Gene Ontology annotation, cellular component: pericentric heterochromatin. The transcript is spliced from 3 exons. Gene Ontology annotation, biological process: chromatin organization; negative regulation of transcription by RNA polymerase II. Lineage: Eukaryota; Fungi; Ascomycota; Sordariomycetes; Sordariales; Chaetomiaceae.
AUGUUCCAGGUCAACCCUAAGGCCUCGUUUAGGCCAGCUGCUUCCGACAAAGAUGAUAGCGAUGACAGCAUCUCCGUGACAUCAACAGUUUCACUUCAUGACCCCGACCAAGAGUACGUCGUUGAGGCUAUCCUGGCUGAGCGGCAGCAUACAAAUGGGACAAUGUACUACCUAAUUAAGUGGGAAGACUACCCACUCCACGAAAGCACAUGGGAACCCGAAUCGAAUCUCGGCCCCGAACUCAAGGCCCUUUGGGAAGAGGAAAAAGCGAAGCAUGCCACCGGCGAAUUGGAGCCGUUCGAUAUCCGGAUAUUCGAGGAAGCGCAGAAGCAGGCAAGGAAAGAAAAGCUAGAGCGUCAUCACCGCCGAAACCGAAAACGGAAAAGAUUGGGGUUGCCACUGACGUCUCCUUUCAACACGGAUUCAAGUGACGAGGAAGCUGAGGAAGAAAGCGGAAUUGAGACUUCCGGUGCUGAUGAGCCUGUGAAGGAGGCGCUACGUCAGAGUCAACAAAGAGCUCGUAAACGGGCACCGAGCCCCAAGCCUGCAAGCGUCUCAGCCGCAGGGCCGCUGAUUGGCAGCUCCCGACGACUCAGCGAAGGGGGCCGACCCAGCUCCGUUGUCUGGGAGGCGCAGACAGACUUGUCGUCGGCAGUCCCCGAAAGGAGGCAACCAGUGCCCUCGCGGACUGGUUACCAGGGGUCAAGUAACAAGUCAGCGAGCACAGCUACUCCGGAUACGGCGCCGAAAUCAAACGGCAGACCUGCCAUUGCCCUUGCAACCACGACGGCACCCCCGCCUAGACCGUCUGGUACCAGUUCUCGCAAGACUUUCACAGCCAAGAAAAGCGCGGCACAACCAACGGGUAAUAUCUUUACGAGCGGCAAGACAAGAAAACCCCGGGCUAGCCUGAAAGACUCAAUGUCGGAUCCCACAAAGGACCCAAAAUUGUUCCGCAAGCAUCGCCAGCGUUGGCAGGCCUACAAGAGGAGUAGGGAUAAAGAAGAUCUCCCUCCACUCGAUGUCUCAAGAUUAGAACUUUAUGACCUGCGCAGAACACAAAGUCUUAGCGCACAAAGCCCGGGAGGUUUUGCCAUGAGCCCUGCCAGGGUACUACCCUCGCAGCAGGAAAACGAUCAUGGUCCGCCGUUAGGACAUUCGCAAGCACUCACAGCCACCAUCGACGACCCGAUGCCGGCAGUUCCAGGCGCAGAGGCGGCACACCAGAAAAAGAAACGGAAGUCUGUCCGUUUUCAGGUCUCGGACGACUCCGAGAAUCUAUACGCUUUCGUCCAAGAAUCCGAACAGGCAGACCAUGACAGCCCAGUCGCCCAAGGACGUUCGAAACCAUCUCCACUUCCUUGUCAACUACAGGAACCCGGCUCGGACGGGUCGGCACCCGUCCCAGACAGCCAGGAUUCAGACAAAACAUUAGUGCUCGGCAAACUCUUGGUCGAAGCUACCUUCACUGGCCUCCCUCGAGAAUCGUCAAGCGAACUUUCGUGGCUCCCGGACUUCCUUGCGAGGAAGACGCUAGACUUUAGCCAUACCUGCUUCUCUGGCAACGCUGCUGCUAAGUUCAACUCCCUACUUAAGGAUCGGUUGGCAAGUGGAACAAUCACGUCGAAGGACACAGAUCAAGCCAUAAUAGCUCGUGUGGCCGACAACUUGACAGUCCGUUUGUUGGCGCUUUACUAUGGCCAAACAGAGUACAAUGUCCUGGUUUAUCCGACAAAAUGCGACGAGUGGAAAUCAAUAUUGUCCGGUCUUGUGCCUGCAGGUCCAUCCGAGGCGAUGCUAGGAUAUCUCAUAUUCGCCUCGCCUGAAGAUUGCCGACGCAUGUUACCGUCGCCGAUCCCUUCUCUGCAAUUUCAAUCGCAAAUAAUUGAGCAGCCGAGGCCGAACGCCGGCGUUCAGAACGGCCUCUCUGCGCGGGAGCUGCUACUCAAGCGCCUUUUUGAUUUUGACUACAACAAGCUUCUCCCGACAGUGCUUUUAGAGAGGCCGCUUGCUGAGCAUUACUUCUUCCUAGCGAUCCCGAAAACGAGGAAGGAGAUUGAAUAUACACUCUGUCACUGGCUCCGCGCACGAAAUCCAAAGUGCCAGAUCUUCACAAGCCAACAGUCAGGGGGCUGGGACGCCUUUCGAUCUGUUGUUGAAACCAUACCUGGCGUGGUCAUCAUCCACGAGAUGCUGGCGUGGAGCCUGCGCCGGUUUCCAAAUCUCGCUCGGUAUCUUGUGAGCAGGAAUGACGAAUAUUGGUGUAUCUCUGAGCCCGUCGAUGGUCUACCGCUUUACCCAUCCAUAUCGGUGGCCCAGUGCCCGGCACCUCCGGGGGAUGUGCGGCUUACACGACUCUUUCCGUAUCGUACCGUAUUCCUUCUCACGCCUAGCUUCCUAGUGUCCGAACCCCGGCGCUCGCUCGAGUUCUUCGAGUGGUUCACGAGCCAAUGGGUUGGGAAAUUUGCCUACCGACUGGUCACUGCCUACAAUAUUCACGAAUAUCUGUCAGAGUUGGCCGAAGACAAGUAUCGGGCUCGGGAGGAGAUGCUGAAAUGCCCAGGCAACACACAGCCCGAUAUUGAGGCGAAUCUCAGGGGCUUGACGAGGGACGACUGCAGCUGCAGAUACGCAGUCGCUAACAUGGCCGCCGACCUGCAUCUUACGAGAUUGCUACACGCCGGCGCUGAGGCGCAAGACGAGGACAAUAGCUCACUAAUAUAUGCUGACCCGUCAAUCGAUCCGAACGAUGAGCAGAGUUUGGUCAAUUGGUUUGGCUGGUGGGCAACGUUGCGAGCCGAUCAGUUCCGCAAAUUCCACGUUAUCGGCUCGAGCCAGUCAAUGAAGCUACAUGGGUGCGGGAGGGGAGAACGGUUCGUCCGCAUCCCCAAGUAUUCCAAGGUCACGCUGAACGAUCCCGAUGCGGUUUUGGAAGUUGUUCAAGAAAUGAACGACCAGGCCGACACAGCAAAAGCUAGCACGCAUAACCAUGACGAGUCAAGCCUGCAAAUGCCCUCCGACCGUGUUAGCAGGCCGAGGUUCAGAGACGGCCCGUGGUCGUUCCGAAGCAAUCUCAUCCGGACGGAGGAUAGCGAGUGCUUUGCUGACUACCUUAGCAGCCUGACUAGAUUGCCUGGCGGCAAGUCGCUAUGGGGACUGUACAAGUUUCCUGUCUCCUGGUUCGACUUGGAAAUGGCGACGCAUUUUGGGGACUUUUCUGCGAGGUAUUCCCGAAUCCACGACUGGUUUAAGUUCACCUUCCCGUUUGGCAGGUCCGCAACGGAUUCCGCAGCUCAGAAAUGGGGGGAGAAAUACAACACCUACGUUGGCUUUUUCUAUACCAUCAUCGACAGGGAGUGGGACUAUCCCGACGUUGUGCCUCCGCAGAAACCACUGGAGCGCCACCCCUGGAUCGCCGUCUACCGGCCUGUCAACCCCCACAGGACACCAUACACACGGUGUGAGGUCAUCAUAUGGGACCCGGCCGCGAGGACCAGGUACCCGAACGGGCAGGCGCCGGCGGAGAAGGACCUCAUCUUCAUGCAGCGGCAACUGAUUCAGCACGUUCGCUACCACUGUGACGAGAAGAAUCACGGCACAUGGCUCGACCAGGCAAGAGGGUGGAAACGGGUAGCCCUUGGCCCUCCCUUCGACCCUUCGCCAGAACCCUCAAGACAGCAAUCCGACUCCCGCUCCUUCCCGUCUGAUAACACAAGCGACACCGACUCCUCGAGCCUUUUUGUCGAUCAGCACCAUCACCAGACGAAUGACGAACACUUCGCUAUGGACCUCGCCGAUGUCCGACCAUCAAUCAGCGGCAACGGCGGCAAAGCAAACUCAGAAGAAGGGGAGGACGCCGAGAUCGACCUGGCCGAGUACGACGAUGAGCAAAUCCGGGUCAUCUUCCACCCACCACGUGGCAACAACCACAGCCAGAGCCGCCUCCGCAACGCCUGUUCCUCCCGUGGCGCCCCGCCGUUCCGAUCAAGGUGUAUCAACCGCCUGUAUGAGGAAGCCAGGCUCGCGAGGGCGCGCAACGGCGGCGGCGGCGGCGGCGGGGACGGCGACGAAGGCGUCACGCACAUGCGGUAUACGUUCGUGCCAACCCUGGACUGGUACCGCGAACAGCAGGCCGAAGGCCGCGGGUUUGCGCACGUCAACGUCGAUUCGUGGGAAGGGAUCUUUGGCCUGUUGAAGAUUGGUAACGGAGGGAGUAAGGGUAAAGGAGCUGGGGGUGGGAGUGCGACUGCGACUGCGACGGCGACUGCGAGCGGAGGUGGGGGCAAAAGCAGCAGUCGCGGCGAUGCGGGCGUGGAUGGGGCCAGCACUCGGACUCGUGGAGGCGCGGACUCAGGUUGGGAGUCAGCCGGGUCUGGGUAG